AUGGACGACAUCAGUAACCUCAAGCUCCCAAAAUGGGUCUCCUCCACCAAAUGGCACACAGGGCCAUAUUCAGACAUCGCCCCCAGUCGUAGCGAUCUCUCCGCUACUGGCAAGAAUGUCGUCGUCACUGGUGCCGGGACGGGCAUUGGGAAAGCCGUUGCCAUUGCAUUCGCAGAAGCCGGAGCAGAGAGCAUCACCAUUCUUGGAAGGCGGGUGGACAAGCUAAAAAGCAGCGUCGUUGCGAUAUCAUCUGCAGCACAGCCUCAUACCCAAAUCCUCUAUCGAGCAGCAGAUCUAUCGGAUCGUAAACAGGUGGAUGAUGCACUUGCGGAAAUUGCAGAGGCAGUGGGCAAAAUCGACAUCUUUGUAAAUAAUGCAGGAGCCUUGUCACCAAUAGAGCCGGUGGCGAAAUACAACGCAGCCACCUUUAUGAAGGCAUUUGAGAUGAAUGUCCUCACCUCGCUUAAUGCUAUUCAGGCAUUCAUGCCCCUCGCAGGCGCCGACCCGAUCCUGCUUAACAUAUCAGCCGGCCUUACUCACACUCAGCCAAUGCCUGGCAUGUCGGCAUAUGCGGCGAGUAAGACGGCGCAGCUUAAAAUGGUUGAGUAUUUUGCUGCAGAGAACCCCGAGUUACACGUUGUCAAUAUUCAUCCUGGGAUAAUUGCGACGGAAAUUUUCGGCCCAGAUUCCAAGGUGAAGGGCCAGGAUGAAGUGGAAUUACCAGGGCAUUUCUGUGUAUGGCUCGCUUCAAAAGAGGCGAGAUUCUUGAAAGGAAAGUUUGUUUGGGCUAAUUGGGAUGUUCCUGAGCUACUCCAGCGGGCUGACGAGAUUCGCGACUUGAAGUUACUUACGGUCGGUCUGGCUGGAGUGGCCAUGUAA
This is a messenger RNA of Trichoderma asperellum CBS 433.97, 879 nucleotides long. RefSeq lists its product as uncharacterized. Gene Ontology annotation, cellular component: cytosol. Gene Ontology annotation, molecular function: oxidoreductase activity. NCBI's taxonomy places the organism in Eukaryota, Fungi, Ascomycota, Sordariomycetes, Hypocreales, Hypocreaceae. The record is from RefSeq and is a predicted model, not a curated record.